AGUAUAAAUGAAAUGUAGGGUUUGCUGUUAUUUGCAACGUCAGGAAUCCCUCUUUCCUGUGUCUUGGAAGAUCUCCCAAUGAAGAUGAGCGUAGUCCUGUAAGAUGGAAGGCGGUCUAAUGAAUUAGCCGAGGGUUGGAGAACACAUGAACCCCAGCUGGAUGAGGCCCCGAUAUGUUUACGCUCUGCAUUGUCUCGGGUUGCCAUUGUCAUUCCUUCUUCCAUAGCUGCUUGGGGAGGAGAACCAGCGGAGUUUCCAGGCCCUUUACGCAGCCAAUCGGAUGGUGAACCUUUGCGACGUGACCGACCCUUCGACCUUCCCUGCGGUGCACGAAGUGGCCUGCUCAGUCUUCAGGCAGAAGAAUGGGGAGAGCCAGCACACCGUCCACGCCAUGGGCCACUGCCACAUUGAUUCUGCCUGGCUGUGGCCUUACGAGGAGACGAUUCGUAAAUGCGCUCGCAGCUGGAUCACGGUUGUUCGGCUCAUGGAGAAAAACCCAGAGUUCACCUUUGUGUGCUCACAGGUAGGAAUGCCUCUCUUUUAUGCCUUUUUAGAUGUUAUCUAUGACAUUGAGAAGUUCACUGUGGAUGGAAUGCAAGAGAGAGAGGGUUCAAGGGUAGGAGAGGAUCUCUUUCGCACAUAUUACCAGGUCUAGAUUCCCUGAUUGGAAUCAAUAAUAAAUAAUAAUAAUAAUAAUCAUCAUCAUCAUCUUUAUUUCUACCCUGCCACCAUCUCCCCAAAGGGGACUCGGGGCGGCUUAUAUGAGGCCAAGCCCAGUAGUGCCAUCAAUUCUAGGCAUAUUCCAUUAAAAUGUCCAAAUAGCAGGUAAUUGUUUCCCCAUUAGCGUAGAUUCCUUC
Molecule: messenger RNA, 857 nt
Organism: Anolis sagrei ordinatus
Lineage: Eukaryota; Metazoa; Chordata; Lepidosauria; Squamata; Anolidae
Source: RefSeq, a predicted model, not a curated record